AUGUCCACCUUAUCUCUUCCCUCUGGCCGAUCGCCUGGAAGCAAGGACCUGGGAGCUCUUGAGAUCCAGUUCAGUAGGCUCAAUUUCCAUCCGUAUGGGGAUGAAGACAAGAGCAAAUCGAGCUCGAAGGGCAAUUCACAAAGUGAGGGAAAGGUCAAGUCUAGACUUCUUCUCAAGGCUUCUGUGAGCCUUCUCGAAGUUUACAAGACUUGUCGGUCGGAUUUUCGCUACCAAACAAGUUUGAACCCAAAGAGAUGCCUCACAAAGCCCUCGGAAAUCGAGGGGGAGGGGCACGACAACAGAGAAGCUGAUCUUGUGAUUUAUGUGAACGAUGAGCUGGUUUCUUCGACAUCUGGUCGCAAGUAUGUUGUGAUCGACAAGCUGGGGCAAGGGACCUUUGGACAAGUGGUGAAAUGCCUCGGGGAAAAUGAUGAGCACUUUGCUGUAAAGAUUGUCCGGAACAAACCAGCGUACACGAAUCAAGCCCUGGUUGAAAACAUGAUCCUUUCAAUUAUCAACCAGGACAACAGCAAUCAUAUUGUGAAGUAUUAUGAGUGUUUUACGCACAAGAAUCAUCUUUGCCUCGUCACUGAACUUCUGAGUGUGAACCUAUACGAGCUUCUACGUCAGAAUCAAUUUCGUGGUCUGUCCAUGAACUUGAUCAGAGUGAUUCUCCGUCAGUGCUUGGACGCUUUAGCAAAGCUGACUGAGCGAGACAUCGUCCACUGCGAUCUCAAGCCCGAAAAUAUCAUGCUCAAGGCGAUGACGUCUCCACAAAUCAAAGUGAUUGAUUUUGGCUCUGCUUGUUUCGUCAACCAGGCAGUCUACACUUACAUUCAGUCAAGAUUCUACCGAUCGCCAGAAGUUCUGCUUCGCCUGCCUUACUCUAGUGGGAUAGACAUGUGGUCACUGGGAUGUAUCGGAGUUGAGCUCUUCCUCGGCCUGCCUCUUUGGCCGGGAACGUCAGAGUACAAUCAGAUGUGCAAGAUAAUCGAGUCACUCGGGAUGCCUCCAAAAGAGAUGCUGGACAGGGGGAAAUGGACUGAUCGAUUCUUCAAUCGAUUCACCGACGAGCAGGGGAGGAUGGUUUACUCUCUAAAGACACCACAGCAGUUUCAGGACGAAAACGACUGUGAAUUGCCAAAGGACAGGAACUACUUCAAGUUCAAGAUGAUCCAUGAGCUGAUUGAACAUUACCCGUUCAAGAAAGGCCUCUCGCCGGAGGAGCUGGACAAAGAGAAAGUCAUCCGGCAGAAGUUUGCUCAUUUCUUGAAAGGAGUGCUCGUAUAUGACACGUACUCGAGAUGGACGGCAAAAGAGUGUCUGCAGCAUCCUUUCUUCACCUCACAGGAGCACGACCCCAGCUGGAAGCCAGACAGGUCGGAGGAGAGUGGAACCCUCCCGCAGAUGAUUUCGCAUCCUCAUGGCAACUUGCGAGCCCGAGCCCGAGAGCACUUCAGCCUGCAUGGCUUCUGCGUGCAUGGGUACCCCUUGUCGUUCCAUGCAGACGGAGCCUCUUGGCCUGGAAUCCCUCCGAUGCAUGCGGGAGAGUGGUGCAACUGCUCCAAAGGCUACGGCGAGACCUUCGGCCGCACAUCCUCGCUCCUGCAAGCGAGUCCUGGCGGGACCAUGUAUCCUCCCUGGGCUCCUGGCAGCAUCGGGCAGCAACGAGGUCUCCCCAUGCACAGCCCAGGGUCAGCAGCGUUCAAUCCAGGCUCGAGCCCAGGAGUAGCUUCUGGAUUCUGGAUGGCGCAGGGGAUGGGGGUGUUGGGAAUGGCGUCGAACAAAGGGAGUGGGGGGAUGAACAAGUCACCUUACGGUUCGCCGACUGACAACUCAGUGCUUGCUGCUCUCUACCAGUAA
Guillardia theta CCMP2712 is the source of this 1863-nucleotide messenger RNA. RefSeq lists its product as hypothetical. Gene Ontology annotation, cellular component: cytoplasm. The transcript is spliced from 15 exons. Gene Ontology annotation, molecular function: ATP binding; protein tyrosine kinase activity; protein serine/threonine kinase activity. The record is from RefSeq and is a predicted model, not a curated record. The coding region runs from base 1 to 1863 and encodes 620 amino acids. Gene Ontology annotation, biological process: peptidyl-threonine phosphorylation; peptidyl-serine phosphorylation. Lineage: Eukaryota; Cryptophyceae; Pyrenomonadales; Geminigeraceae.